Messenger RNA from Lobosporangium transversale, 1214 nucleotides. RefSeq lists its product as hypothetical. Gene Ontology annotation, molecular function: antiporter activity. The coding region runs from base 128 to 1150 and encodes 340 amino acids. The record is from RefSeq and is a predicted model, not a curated record. The transcript is spliced from 5 exons. Lineage: Eukaryota; Fungi; Mortierellomycota; Mortierellomycetes; Mortierellales; Mortierellaceae. Gene Ontology annotation, biological process: protein O-linked glycosylation via fucose; GDP-fucose import into Golgi lumen. Gene Ontology annotation, cellular component: Golgi apparatus.
UUUUUUUUUUCUUCAUCUUUCUCAUCUCUUCAUCUACCCUCUUGCAUCAUCUGUUCAUCAUUCAUUAGCAUCAUCUCUUCAUUCCUAACGAAUUCAUUUAUAUUAUACUUCUAAUAAUAUCUGCAUCAUGCCUACCGCAAGUAGUCUUGGCCUCACGGAGCGCCAGGCGGUCAUCCUCACCGUCUCUUUUUACAUGGUCACAGCUUUGAUCAUGGUCAGUUGUAACAAGUGGGCAUUGAAUACACUCCAAUUGCCAUGGUUGCUAUUGUGGUGCCAGAUGUUGAUCGCUGUCUUGUUGCUCAAGGCCACAGAUGCUGCAGGGAUGUUAAAGAUGCCCCAUAUCAGGACAGAUGUCUCCAAAGCAUUGAUUCCUUUGAUCUCCAUCAAUGUUCUCGGAUUGGGCGUAAAUACCCUCUGCUUGGUUUAUGUCGAUACUUCAUUUUAUCAGAUUGCUCGUGGGCUGGUUUUACCCUUCACUGUGAUUUUUGCGUACAUUCUCUUGGGUCAGCCAUCAUCCAAGAUGGUUUUGGGUUCUUGCUUCAUCGUCUUCUGUGGAUUCUACACUGGAGUAACCACGGAGCUCAAUGUAUCUCAGUUGGGCGUCUUCUUUGGUAUUGUUUCCUCUAUCACCACUUCCUUGCAUGCAAUCGUCAUCAAAAAAUCCUUGGGCGCUGUCAACAACUCUUCAAUCGAUCUGGUCUACUACAACAACUUCUUGUCACUCUUGGUGACCACCCCAAUCGUCUUCUUGAGUGGUGAGGUUACCCUGGUACUUGAGCGAUUAGAGGAUGCGGGCUUCCAGGCUUUCCACAGCUUCUUGGCUGCUGCCUUGGUCACCGGUAUCUUUGGUUUCUUGGUCAACUUGGCUGGAUUCAUGCAAAUUUCAAAAACCUCGCCCACCACACAUAUGAUCUCAGGCGCCGUUCGUGGAGUAUUGCAAACACUAUUGGGAUACUUUGCUUUCGGCGAUAUCAUCACCUCGGGUCGUUUGAUGGGCAUUGUAUUAAUUCUGAGCGGAGGUGCUUUAUAUACCUGGGCCAAGGAUAAGGAGAUGCAGGCCAACGCCAAACCAACUUAUAUUCCCAUGACUCAGCAGGAUGUCGACCAUGAUGAUGAUGAUGGUGACAGAAACCAUGCUGGAAAGGCUUAAAGAUAAAAGCGUUGCAAAAGAUCAAAACCAGUAAUACGCUUAUCAUCAAUAGACAACUAUUUCU